CUGAAUUACAGAUUGCUGAAGCCAUUGCUCUUAUAGAUACCCUUCAGAACUGGACAGUUUUAGAUAAAAUAAUUGUUCCUACAAAAAAUCCUGACAAGAAGUUUAUUUUUGGGAAAGGCAACUUUCAGGUUUUGACAGAGAAGAUUAAGAAAAUGCCCCAUGUGACAGCUGUCUUCUUGAAUGUGGAAAGGAUAUCUUCACUUACAAAGAAAGAACUAGAAGAUGCCUGGGGCGUGAAAGUCUUUGACAGAUACACAGUUGUACUUCACAUUUUUCGUUGUAAUGCCCGGACCAAAGAAGCAAAACUUCAGAUAGCGUUGGCCGAAAUUCCACUUCUCAGGUCAAAUCUGAGAAAUGAGGUAUCUCACCUAGAUCAGCAGAGAGGUGGAUCAAGAUACAUCAUGGGCUCAGGCGAAACAUUCAUGGAGACACAGAAUCGUCUCUUGAAAGAAAAAGAACUUAAAAUUAGGAAUGCCCUGGAGAAACUAAGAAGAAAAAGGUCUUUACUUAGAACUCAGCGCAGGAAACGCGAAUUUCCAAUUAUCUCAGUAAUGGGCUAUACUAACUGUGGAAAAACUACCUUGAUCAAAGCCUUGACUGGUGAAGCAGAACUUCAGCCCAGAGAUCAGCUGUUUGCCACUCUUGAUAUUACAGCCCAUGCUGGCUAUCUGCCCUCGCAUAUGGCAGUUAUUUAUGUUGAUACUAUUGGGUUUCUGACUGAUCUUCCACAUAAUCUCGUUGAGUCCUUUUCAGCUACAUUAGAAGAAGUGGCUUACUCAGAUCUGCUAGUUCAUGUGAGGGAUAUUACUCAUCCAGAUACCAUCCUCCAGAAAGCAACUGUUCUGUCAGUUCUGAAGAAUCUUAAUCUUCCCAGCCACUUAUUGGACUCAAUGGUAGAAGUUCAUAACAAAGUGGAUUUGAUAGAAAGGUAUAAACCCACUGAAGAAAAUGCUUUAGCCAUUUCUGCUCUACAUGGACAUGGUUUAGAAGAGCUGAAAGAAGAAAUAGAGAAGAAAAUUUUGACAGCAACAGGGAAGAAGAUUCUGACAGUUACUGUCAACUUAGAGGGACCUCAGCUAAGUUGGCUCUAUAAAGAAGCAACAGUUCAGGAAGUAGAAGUCAUGCCUGAAGAUGGCACAGCCAGGGUGAAGGUGAUAAUUGGCAAUUCUGCUUUUGGGAGAUACAAAAACCUCUUUCCUAACAGUAAGAUUUUUGUGCCAUGAAAGUGCAUCCUUUUCUAGGAAAAGAAACUGAUCUCAUUAAGAGGAUGUGAAAUGAAGUUAAAGACCUGUUAACCUGGGUGUUGAAGAGUAUGUUGAGUUGAUGUUUUUGACACAUUUUAGCAAUGGAUAUUGUUUCAAAAAACUUCUGUUUGGAAACAAUAAGAGCUUUGAGUUUCAUUCUGUCAGCAAGUGCAAGGACAGCACUAAAUUUU
Molecule: messenger RNA, 1435 nt
Organism: Pterocles gutturalis (yellow-throated sandgrouse)
Lineage: Eukaryota; Metazoa; Chordata; Aves; Pterocliformes; Pteroclidae
Gene: GTPBP6
Product: GTP binding protein 6 (putative)
Exons: 9
Cellular component (GO): cytoplasm
Molecular function (GO): GTP binding; ribosome binding
Source: RefSeq, a predicted model, not a curated record